AUGUCACACACGCUGUAUAAUCGAAACCCUUGUCGAGGAUAUUCAGUGAUCGCAAAAGCAUGCCACUCACAUCACGUGCCGGUAGUCAUCUCCUCGGCUGGCGGUAAUGGAGAAGAUGAUGCUGUCGAUAUGUUCCUCGAGAUGACCAGAAGCACCAUUCGCUUACAUCAUUAUCGAUCCAUGAAAGUGGUAGCGGAACGGGAUGUCAACGAUACUCGGCUGAGCGUGGCUCAGAUGGGCCCUGAACUCAUACAGAAAGCAACGAUAGAGCAUCCAGACUUCGAAAUCCUUGUCGUGGGUAGAUCCUACAACCCAGCUCCUUCCGUUACGUUUUGUACUUUUCGAGGUUUCAAAGACCCCGGAGUCGACUACCACAUGGGGAAGAUCAUGGAAUACGGUGCAUCAUGUGCUACGCCGAAAUCAACUUCCGCAUUGGCCAUUGUCAGAAAAGAGCCAUCCCGCUUCGAGGUCAGACCUCAUUGGCCAGAUAGACGAACUCAAACUAGAGGUUAUCGCGGCCAUGGAAAUAAAUUAGGUUUCGAGUUCGAUUGUAAAAUACACGUUCAUGGCAACAACGGACACGUCCGUGCAAAAAUCACAGCACAAGCAAAAGAGACAUGCAAACUUCUGAGGACAUAUCUCAUGCAUGCGCCCUACUCUCACCAGGUAGCUACAGUCAGCAACCUCUGCGAUCUGUCUCUCGGUCCUGCAUGCAAGUUCUGUGUCUACCAUCUGAUGGAGAUGGAUGAUCCGACGAAGCUCUUUCCCGUCUCUCACGAGACAGUAUCGCCACAGAGCGACAUCAAGCCAUACAGUCCUAUCUUGCCUUCAUCCCAGCAAAUCAGAAAGACGAAGAUCAAGUCUACAGUAGUGUCGAAGUUUGAUUCAAGAUCUCGGGAAUCUUUCCUUACGCCUCGUCCACCGACUGGAUACUGCUACCUCGGUGAUGUUGCUGCUAUGGUACGAAGCAAGAACGCCGGUCCUUACGAGCUCACUUUUGAUGUCCGCUUCACUGAUCAGGAGAUAUUAGAUGAGAUCAAGGUAUCGGGAGUGUUGACGAAGGAAUGUAUCGCAAAGCUGUAA
This is a messenger RNA of Aureobasidium melanogenum CBS 110374, 1083 nucleotides long. RefSeq lists its product as uncharacterized. NCBI's taxonomy places the organism in Eukaryota, Fungi, Ascomycota, Dothideomycetes, Dothideales, Saccotheciaceae. The transcript is spliced from 3 exons. The record is from RefSeq and is a predicted model, not a curated record. Bases 1 to 1083 code for a protein of 360 amino acids.